Messenger RNA from Trichobilharzia szidati, 546 nucleotides. The record is from the annotation of a GenBank genome assembly. Lineage: Eukaryota; Metazoa; Platyhelminthes; Trematoda; Strigeidida; Schistosomatidae.
CACAAGUGACAAGAGUACUACAAAUCGAAUUAUGUGGUAUGAUUUGAAUGUAUUUAAAUAAUCGUGAAAUCUGCAUACGUAACUAACACCUACUUCUGUGUAACUUUAUUCUGAAGUGAAAUGUUUCCACUAAAUAUUCGGUUCACUGCAUCAAUCAUUUGCUUAGGGGUCAUCAUCCUAUUCAUGAUAUUAUUCUUCAUAUUCAGGAAUAAAUUCUCAGUGGCGUCGUUCAUUAUGGCACUCAUUAUUUUAUUGUGCACCACGAAUAUCUAUCUGGCGUGUUGCUCACGAUUGGAUUUAUGGUGUUACCUUUUAAUUGGCUUCUGUGCUUUAGAAGAUUUGCUAACAAUCGUCUUAUGCUCCUUGACAAAAAGGUUCAAAAGACAGGUGAUUAUUUCAAUGUUAGUUUUAGCUGUGGUCUUCUGUAUAACUGGGACAGUAUUUUACUACUUGUACAAAUAUCAUGUGCAUCCUGCAUGGGCGGGUGGCUUCUGGAAUACUGCUUCAUGCUUAGCGGCUCUGGCUGUCAGGGAUCUUCUUAAAUGA